AUGCUUCGCGGUGACGGUACAGAGAAGGAUCCCGGGGCGCACGAUCGGGAAGAUGCGAAUGUGACAACAACUGGCUAUGGAGAGACAAUUAAACGGGACAGACUUGCCGCACAAGAUCGCGAUCAAGACACCCUGAAUGGGCCGGCCAGUUCCGCCGAUGCCGAUCUCGAGAGUGGCAAGGACUCCUCACGGAAAGCCGACCAGAAGGACCGCAAGCCAUUUUUCAACCGUCCCAAAGAGCCUCUGUCAUUCAGCGAGCGCGCCAUGCGCGUUACUUGGGCGUGGUUUCCUACAACAAUGUCGACGGGCUCCCUGGCCUCUCUCAUCAGCGUCCAACCUUAUACGUUCCCCGGCUUGACGGCCAUUGGCAAAAUAUUCUUCAUCACAACCCUCGUCCUCUUCGUCUGCUUUACCGUUCUUAUCGCCAUUCGCUUCACCUUCAAGCCCCGAGCGCUGACCACGUCACUCCACCAUCCCUCCGAGUCAUUCUUCUUCGGGUCAUUCUGGGUCUCGAUUGCCCUGAUUCUGAACGGAGCAACAGUCUACGGCGUCCCGGACUCGGGGCCGUGGCUGGUAUCGGCUCUAAGGGUGGUGUUCUGGAUAUAUAUGGCGUGUGCUCUUAUCGUAGCCGUAUUUGAGUAUCACGUCAUUUUCGAGGUUGAGAAGUUGGCACUCUCGGAUGCCGUCCCAGCUUGGAUUCUUCCCGCAUACCCCUUUCUCAUCUCUGGUACCCUGGCCGCAAAUAUUGCCGAGACACAGGACCAAAACAGCGCCGUGCAAAUCAUCGUCGCAGGUAUAAUGGGCCAGGGCCUCGGCUGGAUUCUCGCCAUCUUCAUCUACGUCGUCUAUCUCACUCGCCUCAUCGCGAACAACAUGCCUCCGCCAUCGACUCGGCCAGGCAUGUACGUCUCCGUUGGCCCUGCGGCGUACACUUGCAGCGGGCUCAUCGGCCUUGGAAAGCAAGCGCAGACUGCUCUGCCCGACGGCUUUCUGGGUGUCACGAAUAUCGAUGUCGGUGACGUGUGGCGGUCCUGCUCCGUCGCUGCGGCGAUGUUUGUCUGGCUUGUCGCCCUAUGGUUCUCCGCACUUACAUCCGUAUCUAUUAUUCGCGUUGUCCGUCGAAUGAACUUCACAUUGCAGUGGUGGGCCUUUGUUUUUCCGAAUGCUGGCCUCGCCAUCGCGUCCAUUCAGUUGGGCGAUUCUCUCGAGAGCACUGGUCUCCGUGCAUUUGGUUCGGCAUUGACUGUCGUGCUGGUUGCUCUUUGGCUGCUUUGCGCCUUCUGCCAUAUCAGAGCUCUGUGGAACCGGGACUUGCUUGCAGUAGGGAAGGACCUGGGCGUUGAGGAGGUCAACCGAAGGCAUGACGAGAAGAAGCUUGCUGGAAGGUGGACUGAGGGCGAGGUCAGGCCACCAAGGUCAGAAGGCCCUUGA
Messenger RNA from Verticillium alfalfae VaMs.102, 1431 nucleotides. Its product is annotated as malic acid transport protein. The coding region runs from base 1 to 1431 and encodes 476 amino acids. Gene Ontology annotation, molecular function: malate transmembrane transporter activity. NCBI's taxonomy places the organism in Eukaryota, Fungi, Ascomycota, Sordariomycetes, Glomerellales, Plectosphaerellaceae. Gene Ontology annotation, biological process: malate transmembrane transport. Gene Ontology annotation, cellular component: membrane. The record is from RefSeq and is a predicted model, not a curated record. The transcript has a single exon.